Messenger RNA from Linepithema humile (Argentine ant), 1262 nucleotides. NCBI's taxonomy places the organism in Eukaryota, Metazoa, Arthropoda, Insecta, Hymenoptera, Formicidae. The record is from RefSeq and is a predicted model, not a curated record.
UCUGGGUGUAGUUUCCGAACGUACCCAAGUCAAAUAUUUUAUUUUAAACAAAUUCAAACUUAAAUAUUUUGAAUUUUGGCUAAAAAUGUUUUGAGACUCAACUAAAAGAGUUUGAGUUGAAUUAAGAUUAUAGUUCUUAUCUAUUCCACUUAAGUUUUGCAUCUAUUUCUUUUUCUUCUUUGAUAUUUAACUGAAAAUGUUUAUAACUUUAAAUUUAUGGUCGUAUGGACAAAAUGUCCAACCUUAUCCUGCCUUAUCCGACACUCGAUAAUAAUAAUAAUAAUAAUAAUAAUAAAUGUAAUUUUUCAUUUAUAUACUAUUGUAACGUUUGACAAGACGUCAAUGUUUGUUUUGACAAGAAUAUAUUUCAUUUAGUAUUUAGUGACGUGCUGUGCAGUAAAAAUGGGAAAGAGGAAAUUAAAUCUCUCAACAAGAAGACUUUCCUUGAAAAAAGGACAUCGACUGAGGCGGCGGAUGUUACGAGAAAUGCAAAAAAAAUUAGCAAAUAACACACAAGCUACUUUGACUACUGAAAAUCCCACCGAUUCCAUUGAGUCUCAGGUUUCUGCUCAUUUGCUACCAGAUAAUAUAACGGAUGCAGAUGUUAAUACUGAAAUACAUUGCUUUGGCCAAAUUAAAGAAGAAAAAUCAGUAGAUAAUGAAGAAUUUGAAACAUACGAAGAAAAUGGUGUGUACAAUCUAAAUAUUAAGCAUUUUGAAGAUAACAAAGAUGAAGAUGAUACCAUCACUAUUGAAAAAAGCAGUUGCUUAUUGGAUGCAAUGUGUAUGCAAGAAAAUAUACCUGAAGGUCGUUGUAUUGUUGAUAUCUCUUUUGUGUGGAAUGAACUCCGUCGUGUAUUCGACAAUCAUAUGGAUCACUCAGUCUUUAUAGGAAUUAAAUGCCAGUUUAAAGACUGGAAACUAGUCAAGUUUUAUCGUCGUGGAUUACGAAUUCAAUUCUCCUUUAAAUGUCAGAUGUGCCGCCAGGAAGCUAGCAUCUGGUCUGAGCAUGUGGAAUCUGAAACAUUGGAUAUUAACGCAUCUGUUGUAGCUGCAACAUUAAAAGCAGGAAUUGGGUUUUCCCAGUUGAAAAAAUUGUGUGCAGCAAUGAACAUUGUAUGUAUGUCUAAUAACACUUAUAGGAAGAACAAGAAAAAUUUAUUGGAGAAUUACAACAAAACAGCUAUCCAAAAUAUAAAACGGAAAUUGUUUUAAAAUCAAUUUCAGAAUGCAUUGCUUUAUAUGUUAUAAAAUAUCUUUUU